Molecule: messenger RNA, 2393 nt
Organism: Planococcus citri (citrus mealybug)
Lineage: Eukaryota; Metazoa; Arthropoda; Insecta; Hemiptera; Pseudococcidae
Gene: ERp44
Product: Endoplasmic reticulum protein 44
Exons: 7
Coding region: 327-1616 (429 amino acids)
Biological process (GO): protein folding
Cellular component (GO): endoplasmic reticulum-Golgi intermediate compartment; endoplasmic reticulum membrane
Molecular function (GO): protein disulfide isomerase activity
Source: RefSeq, a predicted model, not a curated record
ACGUUGGGCAACUUGGAAAAAAGAUAAAUUCCACUGCGUGUUCAAAAAUGAUUCAAAAUUCAAAAUGCAAAUUGUCUGAUACGUAGCGGUUCUGUAAAAGUUUAUUUGACUCAUCGUGUUGUCGUGUUAUCUCGCCAGUGGCUCGGUGUUGUUGGAUCAAACGAUUUAGAAUAAAAUUUAUUGCAGAUAACGGCGUUACGUGUACUAUUUGCGAACCACCUGCGUUUCAUAAUUAUGCUUUAAUACAAAGUUUAUUCCACCGUUCAGAAAUUUCGCAAUCGAAAUUUUCACCGGUUAUUGAUGUAUGAUUACAGCUCAACUCUAAAAUGUCUAGUUAUGGAUUCAAAAUGAAUAGUAAUCAUUUGCACGAUACUUUUGCGGUAUUAUUUAGCUUUCUCUUUACAAUUACUCACUUGUUCAAUAAUGGUGUUUCUUGUGGAGCGACGCCGCUCAAUCAUGCCAAUAUUGAUAUGACUUUAGCUUCAAAUGAAUUCGUUAUGAUAAAUUUUUACGCCGAUUGGUGUAAAUUUAGUAAUAUGCUGCAACCUAUUUUCGACGAAGCUGCCGAUAAAAUCAAAGAAUCUUUCAGUGAGCCGGGCCGUGUUGUGUUUGGUAAAGUAGACUGUGAUAAAGAAGGUGGUAUUGCCACUCGAUUUCAUAUUUCCAAAUACCCCACGUUGAAAGUUAUCAGAAAUGGUCAACCUGCCAAGAGAGAAUACAGAGGUCAAAGAUCAGUCGAAGCAUUUGUAGAAUUUGUUAAAAAACAAUUAGCCGAUCCUAUCAAAGAAUUCAAUACGUUACAAGAACUUCAUGACAUUGAUAAAAAAGCUCGCGCUGUUAUCGGUUAUUUCCAUUCGAAAGAAGUGAAAGAGUACGAUGUUUUCAGAAGGGUUGCAUCGAAUUUAAAAGAAGAUUGCUUAUUUCACGUCGGUUUCGGCGAAGCUGUUCGAGCGAUGCAUCCUCCCGACCAGCCCCUUAUCGUGUUCAGACCAGACCAUGCGACACCAGAAAUAGAGCACGAAUCGUACAACGGAAGUUUAACAUUGUACGAUGAACUGAAUGCGUGGCUUACCGAUAAAUGUGUUCCUCUAGUUCGCGAAAUAACAUUUGAAAAUGCUGAAGAAUUGACCGAGGAGGGUUUACCAUUUUUGAUUUUGUUCCAUAAACCCGACGAUGUAAAUACUGUAAAACUGUACAAAGAAAUUGUAUUAACGGAAUUGAUCUCAGAGAAACAGAGUAUAAAUUUCUUGACAGCGGACGGAGAACGCUUCGCACAUCCUUUACAUCAUUUAGGGAAAUCACCUGAUGAUUUACCUCUCAUAGCUAUAGAUAGUUUUAGGCAUAUGUAUUUAUUCUCAGAUAUAUCACAAAUGACGGUUCCUGGUAAGUUAAAACAAUUUGUACAUGAUUUAUAUUCGGGUAAAUUACACCGAGAAUUCCACUUCGGACCCGAAAGCGGAUCUCCUAUUGAAAUCGUACAAAUUCAAAUGGGUAAUUUGCAAAUUGGCGGCGAUAGCGGCGGUGACACGAAACAAGUCACUAAACCACCGGAAUCGACGUUUAAGAAAUUAGCACCGUCCAAAAAUCGUUAUACGUUAUUGAGGGACGAGCUGUAAAAAUUAUUCAAUGUGAUAUUGUGCUUAUUUCCCCCACCCCCUUACGCCCACCCCCUUCUCAUGUGCAAUCAUUGCUCGUAUUACGAUCUGGGAUUUUCUGUAGAAAAAGUAACGAUACUUUGAGCAUCCAAAGAAUCAGUGUAGUUUUGUUUUUUCAAAUCUAAAUUCUUAUUUAAAAAAUUAUUCUCUCUUCGUUGAGACUCCAAAAAACACAUCUACUUUAUAUUUUUAAGUAUUAAGUAUUUUCGGUAUGUUUUUUACCGUUUUCUAAAAAAAGCUGGCAUUUAAAGAAUUUAAAUAUUUAAAUGUUUUCACGAGCGCUAAAUCAAUGAAAUAUUGCGCAGUUUGUUAUUUUGUCGAGUAAAAACUCAAUUUUUUCAUUUUGGAAAAAUAACUAUUUAAUUCGAAAUAAUCUUGACUUAAAUUUACGGAAACGUUCAGCUCGUUUAAUUUUUUGCUUAAUGUGAUUCGAUUAUGAUUUAAGAUAUUCUGGAAAAAUUUGACUGUUUUCAUAUUGUUUCGGUUUUAUUGAAAUUUAAAUAUUUUUGUAAUUUUAUGUGAAUUUAUAGCAUUAUUCAGAAUAGUUUUAAAUCUCUAGCUAAAUAAGAAUGUGUUGUUGUUUUUGUUACCUGUUGUUUAAUUUGUAUAUUUCUUUCCGAAACACUAUGCUAAAAUUAUUAAAUUUUUUUCCAACUUUUUAGAUCGAUAUUGUUUUAAUAAUAUCACGAUGAUAGCUCUCAAAUUGGAGUUAUUGAAAUAUACGUGUAUAUAUUUGUG